UAUCCGUGAUUAAUUUCCACAUCGUGCUUUUGACAACCUGUGUGAGGUUAGAGCACCAAAAACAUAUUCUAGCCACGCCAAUAAUAAUUUAUCGCUGAUAGCAGCAAGAAUGGCUGAAGCAAUGCGUCAGACCGUAGCUGGAAUGCUGAAAGGCAUUGAAAGGUACAACCCAGAUAACCUCACAACUCUCGAAAAAUACGUGGAAAUACAGUCGAGGGAGAACGCGUACGACUUGGAGGCAAACUUAGCCGUUCUGAAGCUGUACCAAUUAAACCCGCAGCGAUUCAACAUGGAUAUUGCGUGUCAGAUACUGCUCAAGGCCCUAACCAAUCUCCCACACACCGACUUUGUGCUGUGCAAGUGUCUGCUCAGUGAGAAACUUAUGCAAGAAAGCCCUAUAAGUCAAAUCAUGUAUCUGGGGGAUAUCUUGGAGCGCUGCGAGUUCCAGCAUUUCUGGGACAGGAUGUUGUCCAUGUCUGAACUGUGCGACAGGAUCGUAGGUUUCCAGGAUUCCAUAAGGAAGUUCGUCUGUCACGUGGUCGGAAUCACGUUUCAAACAAUAGAAAAGGGACUGCUGGCACAGCUGCUUGGCAGUGUCGAUGACACGACGUUGAAGCAUUGGGUAAAGAAAUACGGCUGGAAGGAGGAGAGUAAAACGAUCAUCUUUAUUGCGAAUCAAGAUGAAAACAUCAAGACCAAGAACAUUACCGAAAAGAUUGAUUUUGAGAACGUGGCGGGUCUGAUGGCUGCUUGCCUGUAGAUGUUAGUCAUUAUUUUCUAAUAAAAUAAUCUUAUCGAUUAUCGAAAAUGUUUCUACAUAAUUUAUGUAUCAACAUAUAUCGCUGUCCUGCAAAAGCAUUUAUAAAAAGUUUCUUUUUACAGUAA
Messenger RNA from Ooceraea biroi (clonal raider ant), 885 nucleotides. It is a transcript of the gene eIF3k, whose product is annotated as eukaryotic translation initiation factor 3 subunit K. Lineage: Eukaryota; Metazoa; Arthropoda; Insecta; Hymenoptera; Formicidae. The record is from RefSeq and is a predicted model, not a curated record. Gene Ontology annotation, cellular component: cytoplasm; eukaryotic translation initiation factor 3 complex. Gene Ontology annotation, molecular function: translation initiation factor activity; ribosome binding. Gene Ontology annotation, biological process: regulation of translational initiation.